Messenger RNA from Lodderomyces oxycetoniae, 2067 nucleotides. RefSeq lists its product as uncharacterized. The record is from RefSeq and is a predicted model, not a curated record. Lineage: Eukaryota; Fungi; Ascomycota; Pichiomycetes; Serinales; Debaryomycetaceae. The transcript has a single exon. Bases 1 to 2067 code for a protein of 688 amino acids.
AUGGAGCUGCAUUCCCAAGAAUCACCGCACGAUAAAUAUGGUGUAACACAACCACCACAACCACCACAGUCGAGUCAUUUUAAAUCUUCACCACCACAAUCGAGCCAUUACAAGUCGUCACCUCCAUCUACUUUUUCCAAAACACAGCUGCCUCUACCAUUCACAGCAACACCUAAUAUGGUCAACUCGCAGGGUCAAGAAACUUUUUAUAAACUAUUCACAUAUACUGUUAUCCUAUUGCCCACAUUAACGUCAAUUUUGUUCCCAAUAAAUUCAACAAAUAUCCCUAAAAAUGAACAAAUUGGCAAUUUUAUUAUUGAUUUGUUAACCGUGGUGUUGAUAAGUUGGGUAGUGAGGUUUACAAUAGAAUGGCCAUACAACUGGAUGAAACAGCUUCAAACUACUAAAACAGCUCUAUUAAAACAGUUGAAACAAGAAAAUAGGGAAAACAAUGAUAAAAUAAUCAUGUUGGUUAGGAAAAUCUAUACUUUUGAGGUAAUUGCAUUAUUGUGCUGUUUGGUAUCGUCAAUAUUUAGCUCAACGUUACUUAUAUGGACUAGAAAAUACACUAUAAUAGAUCAAAAGAGGAAAAAAAUGGUUUUCAAUAAUGUCAAUAUAGCAUUGUUGCAGUUUUGGUCAAUUUUUAGAAUUAUCGUCACAUUUACCGACCUGUUGCAAAACUCAUCGUUGAACAAUAGUCAAGUUUAUAUACAAAAUUCAAAUUUCCAAAAUUGGUUUCAAGAUUUGAAACACUACUUUCUACCUAACUUGACAAACCAAAUAUUAUUGGAUCAUUUACAAUCUCAUAACAAAGAAUUUGAUAAGUUGAAGUUAGAUUUGCUCAAAUUGCGUAAGGAAAUUGAUGAGAGAACUUAUGUUGAAUCACUUACACCACCAAUUGACAUACAGUGUGAGCGGCAACGUAGUCAGCUUCAUCAUCAGCUUCAUCAGAGGCGACAACAACAACAACAACAACAACAACAACAACAACAACAACGUCAUUUACCGAGCUCUGAUCAUAGUCAAAGUGAGGCGCAAACAAAUUUGAUCUCACCAUUCCCAUUGAGUCUCUCUCCUAGAGAUUCACCUUCAGUAUCACCGACUCAGACUCUGUUUGAGCAAUCAGCAACAUCUCAACUACAAAAACGUCGAUCCUCGCUAACCUUGGGGAAACCUCCAUUAAAAACUAUAAUCGAGGAAGAUGACCUAGUAUUUGAAUCGCUUGAUUGCCCAUCCUUUAGCAAAUUUGAUGCUAAUCGUACUGACAUCCUUCACCAAAAAUCCUUUUUGGAAAAUCUUGGCGAAGUUCUCAAAUCGAUAAGGGAAGAGUUGACUUUGUAUGAUAUCUACAAUAAUCCCAAGAUUGUACGGAAAAUAUUAGUAAAUGAAUUAACCCCCCUUAUUAACCAAAUACAAUUCCAUGACUAUGAAAUUUCGAAAACAUUUUUGAUGGAAAUGUUUGACAAAUACUUGUUAGGUAUUUAUGUUCAUAUAAUGGAACACAUCUUGGAUAUUGUUCGUCAUCCUUUUCAACACGUAUUUAGCAUGAUAAUCUGGGUAGUUUUUAGGAUACCCUUUUACGCUACCAAGUUAUAUUUUAAGGUUUUGAUCUUCAUUGUUCUGUUGAUAAUAGGGUGGACAAUAAUCCGACCUUUAAACCUUACAGGCUUUAUUGUGUUUAGUAUUGUGUUUUUUCCCUUCAAAAGCAGGCAACCUAGAUUAAUAAGAGCAAAUGGUGGUGACAAGGAUAAAGUUACACCCUCACCCAAUUGCAGUCCAUCAACUCUGAUGAAACAAUUGAUGCUUGAGAACCUGCCCACUAAUACUUUCAAUAGCCAAUUCUCUAUGAAACAAUUUCAUUUAUCACCCAUAUCAGCAAAAGAAGAAGGUGGGACAAGGGUCGGCAGUGCUUUUCCUACAUUUGCGACAGCUGGAUCAAUACCAGCUAGAAAGUACAAGUCGCCAUUGAUUUCUGUGACUCCCAAUUCCACUCAUAAAUACAGUAGUAAUCUCGUUGGAAAGAGUCUUGGAUACGGUCAUACUUCUAGCACAUUAUAUGGUGAUUAA